This is a messenger RNA of Mugil cephalus (flathead mullet), 5495 nucleotides long. RefSeq names its product protein piccolo-like. The record is from RefSeq and is a predicted model, not a curated record. The transcript is spliced from 78 exons. Lineage: Eukaryota; Metazoa; Chordata; Actinopteri; Mugiliformes; Mugilidae. Bases 159 to 5414 code for a protein of 1751 amino acids.
ACACCUGCUCACACCUGCUCACACCUGCUCUCCGUCAUUCUCCUCUUCCUUCGAGUUUUAUCCGUCUUUUCGCCGUAUUUUUACCCUAGAUUUUGUUCCAGACAUUGUGAGCCAACUCUCGGUUUAUUUCCGUGUCGUUUUAAUUGAUUUCGGCGACGAUGGAGCCGGUUUUUACCAUCAACUCCUGGGCUUUGACGGCGAUUGUCUUGUUCGUGACAUUGUUACCAGGUCAAGGUAACGCAGUCAUCUACAAGAAAGUAGGAGAUGAAGUUGUCCUGAGUCCAGGCUCUGAGGCUUCACCCAUCACCAGCAUCACAUGGAAACAUAAUUCAAACCUGGCUGCUGAGUGGUAUGAAGGAGGCACGAUUGACUUCUACGCAAUAUUCAAAGGUCGCUGUAAACUGAACACCACAACUGGAGAGCUGAUCAUCCCAAACCCGACACGAGAGUACAGCGGCUCCUACACAGCAGAGAUCAACAACAGAGUCCUGGACCCAACUGAAUUCAAGUUUAUCUCUGGCGUCCCUACACCAACUGUGUCAGAAAACUGUGAUGAUGAAAAGACCCACUGUGUUCUGACCUGUGAAGGCAUCACUACAGACUCUGGACCAGUCACCUACACCUGGUGGUCAGGUGAUGUGAUGAAGAGUCAAACCAAGCUGCUCAUAAUAACAAAGAACGAUACAGAGCCUUCGUUUACCUGUAAGUUAGAAAACACAGUCAGCUCUGAACGCAGCAGAGAAGUCACCAACCCUUUCAUCUCCUCCACCUCUAACACUGAGAAUAAAAAUAACGGAGUGUAUUGGUUAUUCCUACUGCCGGUUCUGGCGGCCAUUGCUGGUGUCGGUUUCUUUAUUUACAGACGCAGGCAAGGGAGAUAUCAUUCACUACCAAGAUAUUCACGCAGAGUAGCUGCAAACACAUCACAGGUCUCUCCUCUCAGUGUAGCUGAGAAUAAACCAUUGCUUUCUGGUAACAACGGUGAAGUCCGACAAUCAUCAUCCAGUCCAGGAACCGUUAAUGAAACAGGAGGAAACGAAGAAUCUAACCAGACCCAGAAUAAUGUUGACUUUGCAGGAAGUAACAAAGAACUUGAGACUUCAGAUCCACCUGCUAAACCACCACGGCUAGAGAAUCCACCAGAGGAGUCACGAGACACAGAAUCUACUCCUAAUCCACAAUCAGCUGCUUCUCCGCCAACUACCAGUGAUCAACCUGAAGGAGACAAAGAACUUAACGCAAACCAGAAUAAUGAUGUGUCCACAGAAAACAACAAAGACCCUGCAGAGAAUUCACCAGAGGAGUCAGGAGACAAAGGAGCUGCUACUGCAGACACAUCACAGGUCUCUCCUCUCAGUGAAGGUGAAGAAGAUGCAAACCAGAAUAAAGAUGACUCCACAGAAAACAACAAAGACCCUGAGACGACAGGAGACGACAAAUCUGAUCAUGACACUACUUCAACGAAGUCACAGGACGAGGGAACUCCUACUGGUGAACCAUCAUCUUCUGCUUCUCUCUCAGGCAAACAAGGAACAAAUCAACCAGACCAGAAUAAUGAAGAGUCCAAACCUGAUCCACCUGCUGGACCACCACGGUGUACUUCUCUCCCAGAUCUCAGUAAUCAACCUGAGAAUAAACCAUUGCUUCCUGGUAACAAUGGUGAAGUCCAAGUAUUAACCACUCUAGACCACAUCAAUGAAACAGAGACUUCAGAUCCACCUGCUGGACCACCACGACGUACUUCUCUCUCAGGUCCCAGAGAUAAACCUGAAGGAGAAAUAAAAUCUGACAAAGACGAGGCCAGAGAUAAACCUGCAGAGACAUCACUAGAGGACGGAGCAGCUCCUACUGAUCCACCACCACCUCCUCCUUCCUCAGAGACUUCAGAUCCACCUGCUGGACCACCACGACGUACUUCUCUCUCAGGUCCCAGAGAUAAACCUGAAGGAGAAAUAAAAUCUGACAAAGACGAGGCCAGAGAUAAACCUGAAGGAGAAAUAAAAUCUGACAAAGACGAGGCCAGAGAUAAACCUGAAGGAGAAAUAAAAUCUGACAAAAAGAAGGCCAGAGGUAAACGUGCAAAGACAUCAUCAAAGGACGGAGCAGCUCCUACUGAUGCACCACCUCCUCGUCCCUCAGAGAAUAAACCAUUGCUUCCUGGUAACAAUGGUGAAGUCCAAGUAUUAACCACUCUAGACCACAUCAAUGUAACAGAUCCAUCUGCUGGACCACCAUGGCGUACUUCUCUCUCAGGUCCCAGAGAUAAACCUGAAGGAGAAAUAAAAUCUGACAAAAAGAAGGCCAGAGGUAAACGUGCAAAGACAUCAUCAAAGGACGGAGCAGCUCCUACUGAUGCACCACCUCGUCCCUCAGAGAAUAAACCAUUGCUUCCUGGUAACAAUGGUGAAGUCCAAGUAUUAACCACUCUAGACCACAUCAAUGAAACAGAGACUUCAGGUCGACCUGCUAAACCACCACGGCUAGAGAAUCCACCAGAGGAGUCAGGAGACACAGAAUCUACUCCUAAUCCACAAUCAGCUGCUUCUCCUCCAACUACCAAUGAUCAACCUGGAGGAAACCAAGAAUCUCUCCAAACCCAGACACCUGUAGUGUCUCCAGGACUGAACGAUAAACCUGCAGAGAAUUCACCACAGGAGUCAGGAGACACAGAAUCUACUCCUAAUCCACCACCAGCUGCUUCUCCUCCAACUACCAAUGAUCAACCUGGAGGAAACCAAGAAUCUCUCCAAACCCAGACACCUGUAGUGUCUCCAGGACUCAACGAUAAACCUGCAGAGAAUUCACCACAGGAGUCAGGAGUCACACAAUCAUGUGCUUCUCCCCCAAAUACCAAUGAUCAACCUGGAGGAAACCAAGAAUCUCUCCAAACCCAGACACCUGUAGUGUCUUCAGGACUCAACGAUAAACCCGCAGAGAAUUCACCACAGGAGUCAGGAGACACAGAAUCUACUCCUAAUCCACCACCAGCUGCUUCUCCUCCAACUACCAAUGAUCAACCUGGAGGAAACCAAGAAUCUCUCCAAACCCAGACACCUGUAGUGUCUCCAGGACUGAACGAUAAACCUGCAGAGAAUUCACCACAGGAGUCAGGAGUCACACAAUCAUGUGCUUCUCCCCCAAAUACCAAUGAUCAACCUGGAGGAAACCAAGAAUCUCUCCAAACCCAGACACCUGUAGUGUCUCCAGGACUCAACGAUAAACCUGAGAAUUCACCGCAGGAGUCAGGAGACACAGAAUCUACUCCUAAUCCACCACCAGCUGCUUCUCCUCCAACUACCAAUGAUCAACCUGGAGGAAACCAAGAAUCUCUCCAAACCCAGACACCUGUAGUGUCUCCAGGACUGAACGAUAAACCUGCAGAGAAUUCACCACAGGAGUCAGGAGACACAGAAUCUACUCCUAAUCCACCACCAGCUGCUUCUCCUCCAACUACCAAUGAUCAACCUGGAGGAAACCAAGAAUCUCUCCAAACCCAGACACCUGUAGUGUCUCCAGGACUGAACGAUAAACCUGCAGAGAAUUCACCACAGGAGUCAGGAGACACAGAAUCUACUCCUAAUCCACCACCAGCUGCUUCUCCUCCAACUACCAAUGAUCAACCUGGAGGAAACCAAGAAUCUCUCCAAACCCAGACACCUGUAGUGUCUCCAGGACUCAACGAUAAACCUGCAGAGAAUUCACCACAGGAGUCAGGAGUCACACAAUCAUGUGCUUCUCCCCCAAAUACCAAUGAUCAACCUGGAGGAAACCAAGAAUCUCUCCAAACCCAGACACCUGUAGUGUCUUCAGGACUCAACGAUAAACCUGCAGAGAAUUCAUCACAGGAGUCAGGAGUCACACAAUCAUGUGCUUCUCCCCCAAAUACCAAUGAUCAACCUGGAGGAAACCAAGAAUCUCUCCAAACCCAGACACCUGUAGUGUCUUCAGGACUCAACGAUAAACCCGCAGAGAAUUCACCACAGGAGUCAGGAGACACAGAAUCUACUCCUAAUCCACCACCAGCUGCUUCUCCUCCAACUACCAAUGAUCAACCUGGAGGAAACCAAGAAUCUCUCCAAACCCAGACACCUGUAGUGUCUCCAGGACUGAACGAUAAACCUGCAGAGAAUUCACCACAGGAGUCAGGAGACACAGAAUCUACUCCUAAUCCACCACCAGCUGCUUCUCCUCCAACUACCAAUGAUCAACCUGGAGGAAACCAAGAAUCUCUCCAAACCCAGACACCUGUAGUGUCUCCAGGACUCAACGAUAAACCUGCAGAGAAUUCACCACAGGAGUCAGGAGACACAGAAUCUACUCCUAAUCCACCACCAGCUGCUUCUCCUCCAACUACCAAUGAUCAACCUGGAGGAAACCAAGAAUCUCUCCAAACCCAGACACCUGUAGUGUCUCCAGGACUGAACGAUAAACCUGCAGAGAAUUCACCACAGGAGUCAGGAGACACAGAAUCUACUCCUAAUCCACCACCAGCUGCUUCUCCUCCAACUACCAAUGAUCAACCUGGAGGAAACCAAGAAUCUCUCCAAACCCAGACACCUGUAGUGUCUCCAGGACUGAACGAUAAACCUGCAGAGAAUUCACCACAGGAGUCAGGAGUCACACAAUCAUGUGCUUCUCCCCCAAAUACCAAUGAUCAACCAGGAGGAAACCAAGAAUCUCUCCAAACCCAGACACCUGUAGUGUCUUCAGGACUCAACGAUAAACCUGCAGAGAAUUCACCACAGGAGUCAGGAGACACAGAAUCUACUCCUAAUCCACCACCAGCUGCUUCUCCUCCAACUACCAAUGAUCAACCUGAAGGAGACAAAGAACUUAACGCAAACCAGAAUAAUGGUGUGUCCACAGAAAACAACAAAGACCCUGAGAGUUCAUCACAGAGGCCAAGAGACAAAGGAGCUGAUACUGACAAACGAGGAACAAAUCAACCAGACCAGAAACUUGAGAGUUCCACAGGAAGUAGCAAAGACCCUGGAAUAAAGCUUAACAAGCAUCCAGUCCAAGCAUCAUCAUCCAGUCCAAGAAAAGUUAAUAAAAUAGAGACUUCAGAUCCACCUGCUAAACCACCACAGUCUGGUUCUCCAUCAGGUCCCAGUCAUCAACCUGGCAAACAAGGAACAAAUCAACAAGACCAGAAUAGUGACGGGUCCAUGGGAACCAAAGCUGAGAAACCACCAGAGAAACCAGCUGACCAAGUAGCUUCUACUGAUCCACAACCAUCUUCUCCUCCUUCAGACAAACAAGGAACAAAUCAACAAGACCAGAAUAGUGACGGGUCCAUGGGAACCAAAGCUGAGAAACCACCAGAGAAACCAGCUGACCAAGUAGCUUCUACUGAUCCACAACCAUCUUCUCCUCCUUCAGGAGGAAAACCUUCCAAGUGUGUAAUACUGUAGUCGUCCGAUCUUCUCUUCAUCCUGGACGAGGAAAACCUUCCAAGUGUGUAAUACUGUAGUCGUCCAAUCUUCUCUUCAUCC